AUGCAAGCAAGGCAUUCAGCACCGAACGUGAGCCCUAUCAAUGCACGUAUUGUGGCAAGGAGGGACACACGGUGGAUCUUUGCUGGACAAAGCAGAAGAACGAAGGUCAAGCAGCCCGACGUGGCGGCAAUGGUCGUGGACGCGGGGCUAAUAACGUCCAGUGGGGACAUUAUGAUGAAGGCAAUGGCUGCGAUCGAGUGGCGUUUGCAGCCGCGUUCGAAUGUGGAGUUUCGACGUGGCCAUCAAGGGUGUGGGAACCAUCAUGGAAAGGUGGUUCUGCCCAACGGUGAAGAGCGCAAGAUCGAGAUCAAGAACACACUAUGUAGUUCCAAGUAUGAGCAAGAACCUGCUUCGGUGCCACAGAUCACAGGCAUGGCAAGUUCCAAGUCGUGA
Molecule: messenger RNA, 393 nt
Organism: Peronospora matthiolae
Lineage: Eukaryota; Oomycota; Peronosporomycetes; Peronosporales; Peronosporaceae
Source: the annotation of a GenBank genome assembly